Messenger RNA from Telopea speciosissima, 669 nucleotides. Its product is annotated as transcriptional regulator TAC1-like. Lineage: Eukaryota; Viridiplantae; Streptophyta; Magnoliopsida; Proteales; Proteaceae. Bases 1 to 669 code for a protein of 222 amino acids. The record is from RefSeq and is a predicted model, not a curated record. The transcript is spliced from 3 exons.
AUGGAGGAAGCUCGAUAUUGGAUGUGGGCUAAGAGGAAACAGUUUCUGAUGAGCACAUCCUAUGGUAAUUCUUGGGAAGAACAGGCUUUUGCAGAAGACUCAGCUGGAUCUCUUGGAGGAUGUAUAUGGCCUCCUAGAUCUUAUUCCUGCAGCUUCUGUAGGAGAGAAUUUAGGUCUGCUCAAGCCCUAGGUGGUCACAUGAAUGUCCAUAGAAGGGACAGGGCUAGGCUCAAGCAAUCUUCUUCACCCCCACAUACUGAAAUCCUUCCUCAUCAGAUUAACCCUAAUUCCACUAUUGUUACUACAUCAUCUCUUUCACCUGCUAGGGUUUCUGAACCAUCCAAUACUUCCCCUCCAUCCUGCAGGUCUGAAUCUGUUGCUGUUAGGGUUUUCGCUGUCUCUGAUUCGAAGAAGAUUGAAGGAUCAGGUGGUGGUGGUGGUGAUGAGUAUUUAGAUCCCAUGGAGGAUUUAGAUCUUGAGUUGAGGCUUGGUGAUGGUCCCAAGGUGAAGUUGUCACCACAUCCCCAUUCGGAUAAUUCAUUGGAACAUCUUGAGCCAACUAGGAUUGAACAUCCAGAUGAGUCAGUGAAGCUUGCAACAGAGCUUCCAACACGGCCAUCUCUGCAUCCAUCGCUUCAACUUCAUCCACCACAACGUGAUGGCCAUUAA